AUGCAGCAAGGAGCUUACGUACGACCUGGCAUGCCAGCCAUGCAGCCUGCCAUGCCAUUUGCUGUCGGACCUGCAAUGCAACCUCAAGUGCCGCAAAUGCAGUCCCAGAUGCAGCCCAUGCCAUUUGUGGGAAGUCCAUGGCCACAAACAAGUCAACCGCGAGCCCCAACCGCCUUUCCACCGCAUUGGAGCGCACAAACUGCGGGUUACAACCCAGCUGGAGACCCAUUGCUAAGCCAAUCAUUUGGUCAGUCUUUUGGAAUUGGGCCAUCAGCGUUGCAGCCAUCAUCAUGGCCACCAACCCAAGCUGCUGGUGAAAUUGCUGCAAAUGCCCCCCAGGAGGAUUUGGCACCUGGUGCUCAUGGUGAUGAUGGACAUGACGAUCACGGUCGUGGCGGUCAUGGCGGUCACAGCGGUCACGGCGGUCAUGGUCACGAGAUGUGGUUGGUGCAAAAGAUCCAAGCAAGCCCUUGGAGAUUCUACUUUGGCGGCUUCUGCUGCCUUCUGUCAUGUUUUAUCCUUAUCGCUUUGCUCCUGCUGGUGGGUGUUCCUAUCCUGGACCCCCGUCCAAAUGACAUUGUGCCUGUCAUUCUUCGCGAGCACAUUGCGAAGAAGAGGCAGGAUGCAGGCCGCAGCAUCAAAGAGGUUGCUUUGGCAUGUCCCGGCUGUGAAAACCUGGAGGAGCGAUCCGAGCGAAUGUUUUACCUACACAUACUUUAUGAAGUGGAGCAUGAAUCUGGCACGCUCUGGGAAACUGAUGUUCUGAAAGGCAUCCGUGAUGUAGAGCAGAAGAUCUUCGAGGCGAAGGGCCUUGGGCCAGAUGGCAAGGAUAUGUGCUUGCUUGCCAAGCCUGACGAGCAGCUGAAGGGACUUGGCCGGGAGUUGCCGAAAACACCAAAGUGUGCUUUCGCCUUAUCUCCCCUUCUCUUCCUGGCGGACAAAGUGAGCUCUUCAAAUGUUGGCUCGGCAUCGCAGCAUCUGUGGCUUCCUUGUACACUUUUGCAGCUAGCAUCUGCCAGCAUGGCUCGCCUCAUGGUGUCCGCGGCCCGCUGCAUGCUUCUCAGCAUGCUGGCGCUGACUGUGAUGCCUGGUGUCUUUGUGACGCCACCGUCAGGGCAGGUUUCAAAACCAUGCAUCCGCGGCAGCAACAUCAGCAGGAUGCAGAGGUCAGAGCCUCCGAGCAACGCCGGUACCAUGCUCAUGGCCGUGAUGGCUGGUGUCAUGGUCGCUGUCGUCUCCCCGGCAAGCAGCUGGGCCGGCACAGGUGGCGCCAGGCCUGACUUCCAGGUGGCCCGACCUGGCUAUAUGCAGGGCAUCGAUGCUGCCUUGGCCGCCACGAAGCCUGGUGAGAUCGACCACCGAGCACGACUGUUUGAAUGGUAUCCUAAUCCCGCAUCAUUCUUCCCCCAAGUUGUCGAAGAGCUGAAGCGAGAGCAAGUGAAGCUGGAGGCGGCCCCCACCAAGCAGGAGCGUCUGGAGAAGAACAUGAAGCAGAUGCAAGAGUAUGCCAAGACAGCCGUCUUUCAGGAUGCGGAAGUGUUCAUGUGCUUUAAGAGCAAGCGUGCCAAAGCUGUGACCAGCAUGGCACGGCGUGCUGCGCUGAAGUCUGUCUUCAGUUGGACUUCACGUUUGCUGAGGCUGCCUCUCGCCGACCCUCCGCCUUUUCAACUAAAGACUGAUCACUUGACGCGUUGCGUUGUGCCUGAUAAAGACGUCCAAAAGGAGGAGAUGGGAAAGGUUACGGGCAGCUGGUUCAUGAGGAAGGCCACGGAAUACUACGACAAGAAGCUGGGACAGGAUCCGAGCGAGGACUUCGUGGACGGCUGGUGCACUGAAGCCUCUAACCACCUGCCGCCGGAGAUGCGGGAUUGCGGCUGUCUCGCCCUGGUCUACAAUGACGUUCAGAUGGCAUUGAACUGGGACAUCAGCUUGCAGCAAAUGUGGGACUUUGAGACUGGCUUUCAGAAGCUCAUGCAAGCAGAGGCCAAAAAGGCAGAGGCUGACGCGUAUGUGCAGAAGGUCCUCAACUACUGGACAAGUGACAACGCCGCGCAUGCAUUUUAUGCGCGCCGGCGGGUGAUGGACCGUGUGAUUCCUCAUCCCUUCGUGAUGGCUGCCGCUUGGAAGAUCACUUUUCAGAUCGGUUCCUAUGCCGUUCUACACGACGAUCGAAGAUCCGCAGUCGCAGCGGGUGCAGGAGUGUCGGUGAAGGCACUCCACACGCUCUUCUUCUUCGGCUUUCCGCUGCGGAACAUCAACGAGCACUGGACUGGGUUGAAUGCCGAGAAGGGGCGAAACGAGGCUUCAGACUACAUAAUGGAAUGGAUAUUCAACACCUACAAUGACCUGCUUGUGGACUUGAACAAGCAAGCCAAAGGCUUCAAGAUGUCUUUCGAUGCGAACAGUCUGCAAAACGGCAGCCCGCUUUUGAAGCAGUACAUUGCCUACAACAUCCCACGAGAUGCCCGCUGGAUCACUGCCUCCAUCAUGUUCAUGUUGGCAUAUAUAUCCUAUACAACAGGCUCUGUUUUCCUGGGUGUCUCUAUCAUUGCCAUGAUUGUCUUCGCCUUCGGGCCAGCCCUACUGCUUUACACGAUGGUCUUUGGGCAGAGGUACAUUGGACUCCUGCACUUGAACGGCCUCUUUAUCAUCUUGGGCGUUGGAGUCGAUGACGCGUUCGUUAUCAUGGAUGCGUAUGGCCAAGAGAAGGCGGAGGCUGAAGCUGAGGGACGACCAACCAACUUCAGUGCCAUUAUGUCUCCGGCUGUACACCAUGCCUCGAAGGCAUGUCUGUGCACCUCCUUGACCACGUUCUUUGCCUUCGCCUCGAAUUCUGUCUCUGAUUUUCCAUCGAUCAGAACUUUCGGCAUGUUCUGCGCUUGCCUAAUUCUUACAAAUUUCUUCAUUGACUUCUCCUUCUUCCUGGCCAUUGUCUGUGCAGACGAGCGCCUGAAGCGCCCAAAACCGGCAGCGCCAAAGCCGCCUGUCGAGGAGGCGGACACGUUGAGGCCCAUGGAGAAGUGGUUCCAUGACACCUUCUUCCUGUUCGUGAAGACUUUCAAGUUCCCAUUGCUUGGGGUCUUCGCCGUGUGGGCAGCAGUGUGCAUGUGGACUGCUACAUAUGUCACGCCGGACCCGAACAUGCCGAAGGUCUUCAUGCCAAGCGACAACUACGAACGCUUUCUGCCAACGCUAGCCAAGAGAUACGAGAAGACCUUCAAUCCGUUCAGGUUGAAGGUGCGGAUCCAUUUGGGCAUCGAUGCAGAUGAUCCCAUCAAUCGAGGAACCACACCUGACUACAAUGACUGCUUCUUCAACUGUGCGGGUCAGCGGCCCAAUUACCUGGAUCUCUUCGCCACCGCUGGUGAUAAGAGUGAGGAGUCAAAGAGCAAGCAGAUUCGAAUGCAGAGGGUGGUCCAAAAACUUUGUGAUGUGUUGGACGAUGCCUCAGAGUGGGACGGUGAAGCUUCCCAGCUGGAUGGGCUUCAAGGAGAGUUUCCGUUCCUUCAAGUGGCUACUGCAGAAACUCUUGGGGGCCUGCCGCCGCUGAAAUGUGUUUUCAGGGACUUCGAGCACUGGAUCAACAUGAUGAACGCGGCAGCCAAGCACUCCGCUGGUGCGGAAGAAAUGAAGGAAUUUCCUUCCAGCAACUUCUGUUGUGGUGUUGACUCAGACUUUGUCAAAUUUCUGUCGUCCCCCAUGCCUCCUUCAAACAAGAUGUAUCAGUCUGGGCAGCGCAACAUGGAGUUCUUCCAGGACGAGGUUUUCUUUGACCGCGUAGAUGGUGAAUUGGUGCUGAGAGCGAUUGUCAUCGAAGUGGCGUUGAAAACAACCUGGCAGAUCCCGUAUCUGGAUGGAAUUGAGCUGAACCGCCACUGGGACAAGUUUGUCGCAGAUUUUGCCCAGGAGGAGGCAAAGCAGGAGAUGCUGCCAAUGCUCCCAAAGGCGAUCUUCGCCACAGACAUGUUCGCCUUCCACUGGUUCCAGGUUCAGGAUGCGAUGAACUCGGAGGUCUUCGAUGGCAUCAAGCUCUCCCUGUUUCUGGCCUUCCUGGUGCUGCUGGGAGCCACUCAGAACCUUUUCCUGGCGCUCAUCUCGGUUUCGUGCAUCGUUGCCAUCGUUUCCUCCGUCCUGGCCUUUGCCGUGUGCAUGGACUGGAAGACCAGCGUGUCGGAGGCAAUUAUCUACGUGAUGGUCAUCGGGCUUUCGGUGGACUACGUGAUCCAUUUAGGCGAUGCCUAUCUGGAAUGUCCGGAUGAGAGCCGUGAGGAGCGUGUGCAGUUCAUGGUGACCAAGAUGGGGGUCUCCGUGAUCUCUGGGGCUAUCUCCUCUGCAGGAGCUGCGGUCUUCAUGACUUUCUGCCAGAGCCUGUUUCUGAUCAAGUUUGGGAUUGUCAUUUGCUUCGUCAUCAGCGUCUCCGUGGUGACUUCUUUGAUCUUCUUUUCGGCGCUCCUCCUGAUUGCUGGCCCAAGUGGCGAGUCCGGCAGCUUUGCGCCCAUUCUGCGCUGGCUGGGUGUGUUGAAGAAGCCAGUGGAACCAGCUCAGGGAGAUGGGGACCAGCCGCCUGAAGAGCCGCAGAAAGUUCAGCCGCGCUUGUACUCCUCCGUCGUGAGAUAUCGGAAGAGCCUGGUUCGCGCAAGUGUGGCCCAUGCUGAUGCCCAACAGCUAGCUCGGCAGUUGGGUGUUGACAAUGCGGAGCCAGCUCGUGAGAUCGAGAUGGUGGCAGUUCCAGGCUCACAGGAAGCUGACAGCGGAGGCUUAAGCAUAGUGCGGGAGCGCUCCGAGGCGGCAUCAGAGAGGCCUAUCGCACAUGAAGCUUCCGAAGUUGUCGAUCUUCGUGACCUUCGAGACUGA
Messenger RNA from Symbiodinium pilosum, 4854 nucleotides. The record is from the annotation of a GenBank genome assembly. Lineage: Eukaryota; Dinophyceae; Suessiales; Symbiodiniaceae.